AUGGCGGCGGGGUUUGCUAGCAUUGCUGGAAGUGUGUUCGGGAUGCUGACCAGCUUUGGGGCUCCACCUAAUCACCUUCUUGCUGCCUCCAUCAUGUCGGCUCCUGCUGCAUUGGCUAUGUCCAAACUAAUGGUUCCUGAGACGCGCUGGUCCAAGAUUAAACCCCAGGAUGCCUACACUAUCCAAACCAGCAAGUUCCGAAACGUGCUGGAGGCGUUGUCAGUGGGAGCUUUUGAUGGCAUCGCGCUUGUGGCCACAAUCGUGGUCAACCAGAUCAUCUUCAUCGCCGCCAUAGAGUUCAUUGAUACGGCCUUGAUGUGGUUCGGAGGCAGGGUUGGUUUCGAGGGCGUCUCAUUUACGACUUUUUGUUCAUACCUCUUUUACCCACUCACCUACCUCAUGGGUUUCUCGAGUUCGGAUAUGUUCAAGAUGGGAGAACUUCUAGGGAUCAAGAUAUUCGCAAAUUCAUUUGUGGGAUUUCGUGAGUUUGGUAAAUUGGUGCUGAACCGUGUGGAUCUGGAGGAGUAUGUGACGUCAUCAAACGGAAGCUGGCACUGGGAGGGAGCUGACAUCAUUCUGGAUUCGACCAAUAAAACUCUGUAUGGAGGCAUUCUCACAGUGAGUAUAUCUUGA
This is a messenger RNA of Haliotis rubra (blacklip abalone), 633 nucleotides long. Its product is annotated as solute carrier family 28 member 3-like. The record is from RefSeq and is a predicted model, not a curated record. Gene Ontology annotation, cellular component: membrane. Gene Ontology annotation, biological process: nucleoside transmembrane transport. The coding region runs from base 1 to 633 and encodes 210 amino acids. Lineage: Eukaryota; Metazoa; Mollusca; Gastropoda; Lepetellida; Haliotidae. The transcript has 4 exons. Gene Ontology annotation, molecular function: nucleoside:sodium symporter activity.